CCACUCCCCAUGAACUACAGCUCCAUUCCCCAAGAUGGCGACCCAAUAUAGCCGAAUACUAGAGCUGGCAAAGGUCCAGUGCCGUAUCUUCUCACAAAACUUCAACCCAGAAAGGCUACGGCUGGGAAACAAAGUCUUACGGCAAAGACUACGCGGUCCAAGUCUGGCGGCAUGGUAUCCGAAAAAGACGGUUUCCUUCCGUGAUUUGCAAGCCACCUAUAAGCCCCUUGGGUUGACAAUGUUCGAUGAAGGGGAGGAUGAUCGGGAAGAAGCCAUUCAGAUUGCCAAACUGCGAGGGAAGGGCAGGCCCAAGAAGAAGAGGACAGCGGCAGAGUCACGAUCGGCCAAGAAGAAGAAAUGAACUCCACUCUAGCCUAUAUCUCAGCCUUCGUCACGGGUCAUGGACAUUUCGCGUAUAUAGAGUCAUCGUAUUGCAGAGUUUACACCAGUUGUACUGUACUUCUAUCGUAUCUGUAGGCUCGUUUGAUACACGGAACAUAGACCAAGACAUCAAUCCUACAUUGCGCGCU
Messenger RNA from Aspergillus saccharolyticus JOP 1030-1, 530 nucleotides. Its product is annotated as mitochondrial 37S ribosomal protein mS33. Gene Ontology annotation, cellular component: mitochondrion. The coding region runs from base 35 to 361 and encodes 108 amino acids. The transcript is spliced from 4 exons. NCBI's taxonomy places the organism in Eukaryota, Fungi, Ascomycota, Eurotiomycetes, Eurotiales, Aspergillaceae. The record is from RefSeq and is a predicted model, not a curated record.